AUGACUAUUGCUGCAUAUGCGUAUGAAACAAAUGAAGCAAGAAGAGCACAUGAACUAGUAAAUGAAAACUCAACUUUAACCAUUGAAGGCAAUGAUUUAGUCAUUGACGAUGGAAAAACUAAAAAAGUCAUUGAUUUCGAUACUUUUAACACUUAUGACCCAUUCAUUACAAUAAGUAAAGUUCCUAUCAUAAAUGAUGGAACGGUGCAAUAUAUAAAUUCUACAGUAGAUGCCUCAUUAGUGAAAGUACUGAAUGUUCUCAUUGAAUUGUUAAAGAGCUUUCGAUUUGACGACAACAUUAAAUGCCUAAAGAAUUUAGUCAUGAAUGAGAAACAAAUUCUCGGCGUUGCUGGUAGCAGUAAUGAUGUACACCUUAUGACAUUAGAAUAUUAUAACGAACAUAAAGAUGAACUGAAAGGAGAGAAGGGUGACACCGGACCACAAGGACCACAAGGAAUACAAGGAAUACAAGGAAUACAAGGACCUCAAGGCGAAAACGGUUUGGAUGGAAAGGAUGGAAAGGAUGGAAAAACUGCUAAAUCAUGGAUAUGGAACCUUAUAAAUACUGGUUUAACAGCUGCUUCAUAUGGAGUUCUUCAAUACCAAAUCGGAAAGAUAUGGGCAGUACUUGGUGAAGAAGUUUUAGAUGACGUUAAAAAUGCUUUGAACUUCAUUUCAAAUGGUUCGGAUACUAUUAAAACUUUAUCUGGUUGGAUGCAAGAAACAAGGAGUCAAAUAGAUACUGUAAGACGUAUAGCAAACAAUGCACGUACGGGAUUGGAUACUUUACGAGAAGCACAAAAUACACUAAAGGAAGCAAAUGAUAUUCUUGGCUCAGUAUCAGACAUGCAUGAAGAUUGGCUUAAAGGUAUUGAUAAAUCUUUAAAAAAUCACAGUCAGUCUAUUGCUGACUACAAGAAAAGUAUAGAUUUUUUACAUAGUGCUAUGGACGUACAUGAUGGAAGCAUAAGGAACUUACUUAAUGCUAACAAUAACUUACCAGGAACUAUUAAAGCAUUUAUAAAGUCCUUUGUAAAACCCGGUGCUCUAACAUUUAGGUCUUUGAGAGCAAGAGCAUUGAAGUCAAGAGAUGCAGAAACUCCAACAGAAACUCCAGAAGGAACUGAAACAACAGAAACUCCAGAAGAACCACCAAAACCAACAGCUAAUGAAAUAUUGUUCGAAUAUUUUCCAAGGUACUCUGUUCUCAUUGCAUACAUUCAAGAAAUACUUAAGAAAGCAGACUUUACUACUGUUAGAGCAGACGACAUAAUAUUGAACUUUGACCUUGGUUCAAGUGCACCAUUAGAGAAUCCGAGUACAAGCGUAAAAGAUACUCUUAACAAUUUAGAUAAGAGUUGCAGGAAUAUCGAAGAUCAUGCCAGAAACUUUGAAGCAUAUGAACUACCCGCAAUGUUAGACAAGAAAGCAGACAAAACAGAGCUUCAAACAUUAAAGACUCAGAUUCUUGAAACAUUAUAUCCUAUAGGCUCUAUUUAUACGUCAAUGAACUCAACAAAUCCAGCAACAGUUUUAGGUUUUGGUACAUGGCAGCAGAUUGUAGACAAAUUCUUAUACUGUGCUAACUCUUCAAAGCAAACAGGAGGUUCGAAGAAAAUUACUGAAGCAAACCUUCCACCGCACACUCAUACAGGAACGACAAACUUUUCUGGCGACCAUAGCCACUCAUUACGAGACCAUCCAUUAUACAACUCAGAAUAUAAAGCUGGCAAUGAUGUUUUAUCUCCAUCUUAUAACAAUUCAGCAAAAAAGACUUUUCGACCAACUGAACCAGGAGGAAAUCAUGUCCAUACUUUCACAACAAAUCCAACAGGCUCGGGUGCAGAUUACAUGCCACCAUUUGUGACUGUAUUUGCAUGGUACCGCGUUCAAUGA
Molecule: messenger RNA, 1896 nt
Organism: Trichomonas vaginalis G3
Lineage: Eukaryota; Parabasalia; Trichomonadida; Trichomonadidae
Product: organellar and viral DNA polymerase type B
Exons: 1
Coding region: 1-1896 (631 amino acids)
Source: RefSeq, a predicted model, not a curated record